AUGAAGUUUAUCCACCUCGUCGGACUCCUCGUGAGUGCGUCGCUCUUCGUCGUGGCAGACCUCACUGGGGCCUCCAACAACGCACCCGUCGAGACGUCGCCGAAACUGGACGUCGAGCCACCCAAGCAAACAUUCCGCGCUCUUUCAACAGUCCAAGGAGGGGACGAAGAACGCUUCCUGAUGCGGUUCUUCGAGUGGUUAAUGAGCUGGUUCAGGUCGGGCAAGAUGGCGGAGUUUGAGGAAAAGCUCAAGGAGGUGUACACGUUGAAAGAGGCUGAAUCGGUCGUCAAUCUGAUGGAACAUGCCCCGCGUCCACAUGUCCUUAGUGAGAUCAAAGUCGAUGUCGCUCGCCGUUUCAUGGAGAGUGACGCGCUCGUGGCCACGUACAAGCAACUCGGUCAGCACCACAAGCAGAAGGUUGUGGGCAAGGACUUUUACAAUUUCCUGCGUGGGCAUCUCGGGGAUGACGUGGCAGCGAUUGUGUUGGAGAUGGAGAGACAAAAGGGUAACAAAAUCGGGAAGGAGAUGGCUAAAGUGAUUGAGAAUGCCCAGUUUGAUACCUGGACGGCGAAACUGGCAACUCCUCAAACUGUCGUCAUUGAAAAUUUUGGCGUGCCCCUCGCUAAAUUUCAGGGGCUGGACCCUGUGGACUGGAGAAAACAGGUUAUUCGACGCUACGGCGAUUACCAACUACGUGAUGUGUUGGGACACGGCACGUAG
Hyaloperonospora brassicae is the source of this 720-nucleotide messenger RNA. The record is from the annotation of a GenBank genome assembly. NCBI's taxonomy places the organism in Eukaryota, Oomycota, Peronosporomycetes, Peronosporales, Peronosporaceae.